AUGGUCGUUAAAGUUGGCUUUGUGCCGGAGCACUUCUCUACGCCUUUGCAUUUUGCGUUGACAAAAGGUUAUUACCAAGAGGAAGGCGUCAACGUGCAAUUAAUUCCAUAUCCAAGUGGGUCAGGACAUUUAAUCCAGUCGUUGAACAGUGGAGAACUGGAUGUGGCCGUGGGACUGACAGAAGCGUUUGUGCGUGGAAUUGCAGACACAGAAAAGGGCACCAAACCCAAUUACCAGAUCGCGGGCACGUACGUAGAAUCGCCGCUGGAAUGGGCCGUGUCGACAGGCACGCAGCGUGAUGAUUUGCUGAAACUAGAGGACAUGGAAGGUGGCAAAGUGGGUGUUUCGCGAAUUGGAAGCGGGUCUUACGUGAUGAGUUUUGUGCUGGCGUUGCAGCUCGCGUUCCGUAAACCGUUUACCGGUUUCCUCGUAUGCAACACGUUUGCGAGUUUGCGCGAGAGUGUGAACGCUGGAACGAGCGACAUGUUCAUGUGGGAAUACUUCACGUCGAAAAAGUACUACGACAGCGGCGCGAUCAAAAUGGUCGGCAGUAUCAAGACCCCGUGGUCGUCGUGGGUUUUGGUGAAACGCACUGCACUCGCGGACGAAGAGUACGCCAAGCUUGCGCGUGCUAUCAGUCGCGGGAUUGCGUAUUUCAAUGCGCAUGGCGCAGAGGCUGUGGAUUUCAUCAAUGCUAAUUUUGAUUAUUCUAAAGAGGACGCCGCUGCAUGGUUAAAGACCGUAACAUUUCGCACGAACGUCGCGGCCGCGACAGGCGUCGCAGAAAUGGUUCGAAACACAGUAAAGGUACUCAAGACAGCAAACGUGCUCUUGCACGGUGACGCCGCAGCUGUGCUGGAUGCAAACGUUGCUGCAGGGCUGUACUGCGAGAAAGAGUGCUAG
Messenger RNA from Lachancea mirantina, 903 nucleotides. The record is from the annotation of a GenBank genome assembly. NCBI's taxonomy places the organism in Eukaryota, Fungi, Ascomycota, Saccharomycetes, Saccharomycetales, Saccharomycetaceae.